Molecule: messenger RNA, 2520 nt
Organism: Adineta steineri
Lineage: Eukaryota; Metazoa; Rotifera; Eurotatoria; Adinetida; Adinetidae
Source: the annotation of a GenBank genome assembly
AUGCUAUGUAAAUGUCUUCGAGCAGCAGACGCUAGUGAACCUACUGCGAUGAAAUAUAAGAGAUCAGGAAUUAUCGACGAAUCGCAAGAACAACCAUUUAAAAUUAAAAAACCUAUUGAGCUUUCCCUUCAAGAUGAUGAGGAAGGUAAAAUAAUUAAGUUUAUCAAUCAAACUAUACAAGAAGAAGAUCAUUUCGUUGAAAUCAUUGAUAGUGAUCCUCAAGCAUUUGAUUCAAUUUUCAUUCAACAACGUCAAAAUGCCAUCAAUAAUCAGUUUUAUCGUUCAAUCAUUGAAUCGUGGCAAUUCAAAUCUCUUCGGCAUUUAGUUAAUGCAAUCAAAACUUUGACGAAGAAUAAAUCUUUAAUCGAUUGUCAUUGGAUUAUUUUCUAUUCUAUUGCAAUUAAUAUUGAAUACGACACUAUUGCAUACUUUUCCAAUAAUCAUAUAAAUCAAUCAGUUGAAGAUGUUUUUCUUACAGGAAAAGGUAUCUGUAAUGGAUAUGUUCAUCUUUAUAAAUAUCUCUGUGAUCGUUUAAAACUUCCUUGUAAAAUCAUUAACGGAUAUUCAAAAGGUUAUGGCUUUGAUAUACGUAGUAAUGCAUCAAAUCAAACGGAUCAUGCUUGGAAUGCAGUUCAAAUUAAUCAACAUUGGUAUCUGAUAGAUUCAACUUGGGGUGCAGGAUUUAUAAAUGAUCGAAAAGAUUUUAAACGAGAGUUAAAUCCAUUCUAUUUUUUUCCUCGACCACAACAAAUGAUCUAUCAUCAUUUACCGGAAAAUUAUCGAUGGCAACUAUUACAAGAGCCAAUUUCAAUGAAGCAGUUUUUAAAAAUGCCAAACUUGCAUCCAGAAUAUUUUAAUUUGAAUUUACAAUUAAUCUAUCCAUGUAAUCAAUCGUAUGUACAACUUCUUCCUGACAAACCGUAUGCAUUGGUAAUUGUAGAUGCACCUGAAAAUGUUAGUCUCACUGCUGAUUUAAAACUGCAUAAUGAGAAAGUAGAAGGUGGCCAUCAAGUCAUCUUUGAUCAGAAGAGAAAAUUAUAUUGCUGUUAUUUUGCUCCGAAUGCCGCUGGUAAACAUAAGGUUACUAUUUACGCAAAAUGUGAUGAUCAGAAAACAGAUCUGUUUAUUUCUACCAUUGAUUUAAAUUUGGAUGUUGAAGAACUACCAAAAAAUCCAAUUAGUUAUUCACGAACGUGGAAACUAUUUUUUGAUUUACACUUAAAAAUCAUAUCUCCAGUUAAUGUUUCUUGUAUUCGUUUGGAAAAAGGAGAAGCAUUCACACAAAUUCUCAUAGAAUCACCCGACGAUGUUGAACUACUUGGCAGACUAGUAGAUGGUACAAAAAAUGAAAUUGAAGGAGGACAUCAAGUCUAUUAUGAUGCUGACAAACGUUAUUGGAUUUGUUAUUUUGCACCCAAUGAUGAUGGACUAUUUGAAGCAAUCAUUAUGGCAAAACAAAAGUCUGAUCAAGGUUUGUAUACUUCUGCUGUAGCAUUCAAAAUUGAUGCAAAAGAUAUUCCAAAACCAGCAGUGUCUUAUCCGGAAACAUGGAAAUUAUUUCAUGAUCUUCAUUUACAAGUGGUGUCUCCUAUCAACACACAUACGAUUCAAUUGGAUAAUGGAGAUACAUUCGCACAAAUUCUUAUACAAACGCCAGAUGAUGUAGAACUACUCGGAAUAUUGAGAGAUAAUGAGAAAAAUGAAGUUGAUGGAGGACAUCAAGUUUAUUAUGAUCAUAAAGAACAUUAUUGGCAAUGUGUAUUUGCACCAAAUGACGAUGGAAUAUUUAAAGCUGAUAUUAUGGCUAAACGAAAAUCAGAUCAAGGUCUCUAUACUUCUGCUGUGGCAUUCAAGAUUAUAGCGAAAAAUAUUCCAAAACCACCACUUUCCUAUCCAAAAACCUGGCAACUGUUUCAUGAUUUAGAUUUGAAAAUCGAUGAACCAUACAAUCGCUCAACAGUUAUUUGGUCUGAUCAGGCAUUAUAUGCUGAAAUUCGAAUUACAACACCUGAAGAUAUUGAACUCUUAUGUAAGAUUGCAUAUAACAAUAUUGAGGAAGAACAUCAAACUUUAACACAAUUUGAUCAUGAGAAAAAGCAAUGGCAACUUUUAUUUGCACCUCAACAAACUGGUCAGCAUCAAUUGACUAUUUUUGCUCGACAUCGAUCAAAUCUAGACAAAAAGUUUAAUAUUGUUGCUCAAUUCAAUUUGAAUGUAACAAGUCUUGAAAAUCCAAUAAAGUUUCCAUUAACUUAUGAUAAAUUUAUAGCGAAUCGUUGUCGAAUUUAUGAAUCGUUGAAUGGAAUACUGAAGAACAAUACUACUAUACCUUUCCAUUUCGUAAUUCCAGGAGCAAAGGAAGUGAAAGUUCAAGUAGAUGGAAAAUGGAUUGGUACACAAAAUUAUAUUGAUUCAAUCUUUCAAACACAAGUUCAAAUCGGCGCAAACGAUGUCACUAUCUAUGGAAAAUAUGAUCAUGGCAACAAUUAUGAUGCUCUCAUCAAAUACUCUGUUCAAUAA